AUGGCGUUUCACCAGAGCUCUGCAAGUCCUGAGGGUGGACAGGGCGACGUCGUGCAGAUGCUGGAGACGCUCUAUUGCAGCGCCGACCCUCACGCGCGUCGUCAGGCGGACAUCUGGCUGAGGCACUGGCAAAAGUCUUCCGAAGCGUGGGCUCUGUCGAUGGAGAUGCUGCUGCAGUACGCCCAGACUCCCGCUCCGGCCCAGUCUCCCGUCCUCAGCGACGAGGCAGUCUACUUCCUCAGUCAGACGCUGCGUACGAAAACGAUGUUCGAUUUCCACCAACUCCCCGCCGCUUCCCACGAGGUUCUCUGCUCACAGGUCAUCCGUCUCCUUCAGAGCUUCACAGCUCCGGCGCCGCAUGCAGACGCCAGUGCCGCCGACACGCCUGCUUCGACCGCUGGGCCGCCGCCUGCUGCUGGCCCUUCGGCGAACGCUCAGAGGGACAGGCACCGCGCCGCCGUCACGCAGCUCUCUCUCUGUCUCGCAGACCUCGCGCUGCAGACGGCUGACAAGUGGGAGACGCCGGUUCAGGUGAUUCUCCAGGCGUUUCCCCUCGCCUUGCCGUCCGCGGCGGGCGGGGCGCCUGGCCUGCAGCCUGGCGACACGCGAGGCCACACGACGGCUCUCCUGCUUCUUCUCCUGCGGCACCUGGCGGAGGAAAGCACGAGUCGGCGCGUCAUGGCCGACGAGACGGUGCGCCGUCAGCACCUCGCCAACAUGGCGAAGGCUGCCUCGACGGUCAUGCAGACGUUGCUCGAUCUCCGGCAGCGUGUCCGCGACACGAAGCAGAGCCUCGAGACAAAGAGUCUCCAGUCGUCCGAAGGCGAGGCGCGAGCGGCGCUCCUCGCCGCCAUCGCCAUCAACGACUCUCUCCUGCGGGCGAUCCUCUCAUGCUGGCGCGUGUGGCUGCCCUUCCUCCAACCUCUCACAGCCGGCGAGGGCGACGAGGCCGCGCGCCAAGACAGCGCAGGCCUGUCGCUUCACCGGGAGCUUGGCGACGCGACGCGCGCUCGCGAGCAGCAGGCGAGUCUCGCCCUCGUCUUCUCAGACUGCCUGGAAGUUCUCGCCUCGCCGCGUCAGACCCCCGCGUCUGCGGCCUCGUACCCGAGUUCGAGCGGCGACGAAGACGCGCACGAAGCCGCGGCGAGCUGCGUUCUCCGCCUGCUCAAGUCGGUCACGUCGGCGACGCAGGAACUCCGUUCGCGCCUCCUCCGCCUGCAGAAAGAAGUGGCCCAGGCGCAGCCUGAGCAGCCGGGAGCCCCCACGCUUUCCUCGGCCUUCUCGCCGCCCGCGCCGGAGGUCUUCGCGCAUGCACUCCGCGAGACGGAGACGCGGUUGAAGACGGCCGAAGCGUUUGAGCUCCAGCUCCUGCAGGAAAUCCUCGCGCGGUGCGUUGGGCCUUUGCGUGGACGGCUGCUGGCGGCGCUUCAGCGCAGUGAAGACGAGGCCUCAGGGGCGUUCGAGGACGACUUCGAGGCGAUGCAAACGCUCACGACUCUCGCGCGCGUAUACGCGGGCGUGGGCAUCUUCCUGAUUCCCGCACUCGUCCGUCGAAGCCACAAGGACGCGCAGCUGCAGGAACUCGUUCACCUGUUGAUGAAGAUUUCCGAGUCUCCCCGGACGCGCGGGAUGGUCUCCCACGGGCUGGAGGCGACGGACGCCGGAGCCGACGACGAGGAGGGCGAGGAAGAGGCGCUCCUCGUGAUUGAGGAGCCGAUGCGGUUCUGGAUGAAGCUCGCAGAGGCCGCGCACCGCGCGGAGACAGCCCUCGCUGCCUGCGCGGUGCGGGGCGAGACGAAGGGGGACGGCGCGGGAGGUGCGAGCCAGAAGGCCUCGCUGACUGAUCGGGCCCUCGACGCGGAAGGACCGCUUCCCGAGGACGCGCGUCAGUCGAUCGAUGCGCUCAAGGAAGUGUACACGCACCUCCUGCGCGAGUGUCUCCUGCAGCUCACCAUGCCGAAGCGGGUCGCGGACUCGGCCCUCUCGGGGGACUACGACGCGUACCGGCGCGCCUUGCUGGACUGCGUGGAAGACUGCGCCUUGCUGCUGUCAGCCGAGCGCGGGAGCCUGGUCGCGAUUGACCAUCUGCAGCAGCUGCGUCAGCGGCAGGAGGCAGAGCUGCAGCGCAUGUCUUCGCUCUCGCCUUCCGCCGCCGAGCUCCAGCAACGGCAGGAACGCCUGCUCGAGGGCGCUCUCGUCGGCCUAGCCAAGCUGUGCAGCCUCGACACAGAUUUCGCGGUGCUCAAGCAGCAUCUCCAGGCUCCACUCGGCGCCGUCAGCGAGGUGCUGGGGACGGAGACCUUUCCCGCACACUCCCUACCGCUUCUCCACACGACCGUCUUUGCACGGAUCGCCGCCAUCGACUUGCUGAAGCAACUCCUCGUACCCCUCGUCGACGAUGCCGCCUCCCUCCAGCAGGCGCUGCAGAUGCUCGUGCGGCAACUGCUCACACAGCCCAAGGCUGCCGCAGGCGGAGACAGAGCAGAAGACGAACGCCAGGCGAUGAUCCAGAACCUCCACGUCAAUGCCGCCCGAGCGGUCCGACAGCUGUGCAUUGCCGCAAACGCCUCUGCUCUCCACCCUCCCCUUGUCAACGAACUCGUCAACCUCACCAUUGCCCUUGCCAAUGUCAACGCAGAUGAAGAUGUGCACAUGUUCGUCUUGGAGGGCGUCUCUGCUGUGGCGAGCAAAAUGGAAGACACGGCCACGUUCCUCAGCGUUUUGGAGGCUCUGUGUAAGCCUGCGAUUGCUGGUCUCCAGCAAUCAGAGACGAACGAAGCGGCCAUCUGCCAGCACCUCGACUGUCUCGCCGUCAUCUUGAGAGACGCAGUGUGUCCCGGCGCCUCCGCCCAGUCGGCGGCUUCGCCUGGAGGCGAGAGACACCUGCGCGUCGCGGCCUUCAUCACGUCCUCGCUCUGGCCACUCUUGCGAGCCCAGCUGGAGAAACUUCCCUCGCACCAGCGAAUCGUCGAGAAGUCUCUGCGGUGUCUGAAGCAUGCAGUCCGAUGCGCCGGCGACGGCUUUAAGCCUCUCCUCCCAGACUUCCUCGCCCUCCUCGAAAAGAAUGCUCAGCUCUGUCUUCACUGCACGUACCUCUACGCGGCCGAGUGGCUAGCCAUGCAGUUUGGCAAAGACGAACAGUACCAGCAGGCUCUCAUGCAUCUCUUCCGCCAACUGAGCACUCACGCCCUCAAAGCCAUCCAGGAACAGGGCCCAAACGUCGAUGCAUGCUGCGACCUUGUCGAGGACUGCUACGGAAUGGUUAACCGGUACAUCCGGUACUGCCCGCUCCUCGUCAGUCUCUCGCCAUCCACAAUUCAGCAGGCGUUGGUGGCGGCUCGGUCUGCCAUGUACGUGCAGCAGCGCGAGGCUGCGCAGGUGGUCUUCAUCUUCCUGGACUCCUGCGCCUUCGUUUGCGACGAACAAAGGCCGGUAGAGCCGCUGUCGAAUGCUCUCGUUUCGAUUGUCGUGGAGCAUUUGCCGCCUUUGGUGGACGAGGCGUUUCGGCUGCUCAUGGAAGCCCCGCCGAGUUACGUCGUCGGUCUCAUCGAGGGCUUUCUAAUUACUGUUGUCCAAGUCUUUCGCCACCGCGCAGAGCAGUGGAUAGCGCGAGGUUUGUCUGUUCUCCCGCCUGCGGUGCUGCCGAGCGAGGCGAUGAAAACCGAGCUGCUGGCGAAGCUCUGUAGGCCGGAGACUGGCGGCGUCUCCGAGGCAGUUGAAGGCCUGGCUUACAGGUAA
Messenger RNA from Neospora caninum, 3738 nucleotides. RefSeq lists its product as hypothetical. The record is from RefSeq and is a predicted model, not a curated record. Lineage: Eukaryota; Apicomplexa; Conoidasida; Eucoccidiorida; Sarcocystidae. Gene Ontology annotation, biological process: protein import into nucleus. Gene Ontology annotation, cellular component: cytoplasm; nuclear membrane. The transcript has 12 exons. The coding region runs from base 1 to 3738 and encodes 1245 amino acids.